AUGCAGAUCUUGUUAUUCAUAUUGUUUCUACCGAAUUUUAUUUAUUGUAAACCAAAUGGAAACCGGGACUGUAUGCACUUGGAAGACACGUUCGAGUACACGGAUACCAAAAACGUUAGGCAAAAAUUUGUCGGAGGAUGUUGUACUCCCGAAUGUCUUGCUCUGCUGGGAACUACGGAUUCAUUGACAUGGAGUAAAACAUCUUCUAUUGACACCUUCAUCAGCACUCUCUACAAGGAAGAGUGUUGCAAUGAUGCUCCAUCGGCAAUUGCAACAAACGAGACUUCUACACCUACAACGGUUACUAGUUCAAUUAGCAAUACACCUUCUCUUCUAGCACUACUGAUACUACCACUUCAAUCACUGCCACCUCUCCCAGUGCCAGUCAUGGUAAGUGAUCAUGCCAAAAGCGUAAAGUACACAAUUUUACUAAUUUGA
Caenorhabditis remanei is the source of this 438-nucleotide messenger RNA. RefSeq lists its product as uncharacterized. The record is from RefSeq and is a predicted model, not a curated record. The transcript has a single exon. NCBI's taxonomy places the organism in Eukaryota, Metazoa, Nematoda, Chromadorea, Rhabditida, Rhabditidae. The coding region runs from base 1 to 438 and encodes 145 amino acids.